AUGGCCACCCCAGCCCGCCUCCUCCAUAUUCUGGCGUGGCUGUUUCUCACAGUCGUCGGUGACGCUUCCGCGUCGCCCGUGGACCUUUAUUCUGUGGAGACUUCCGGGCAGUCUCUGUCAAAACGAGGGCCAUAUAUCAGCCAUGCGAACGGCACCACCUCCGUCAUUGACCCCAACUCGGGAAGUAUCAUUGCGCAAGGUUCUCCCUCAGACGGUAGCGGCCAUGAUUUCUCCGCCCCAGCCAUCAUUUGGAUUGUCUAUUCGUUCGCUGUUGGCGUACCCUUAGCCUUAGUCGGACUCAGAUUGUUGAGGUUCACCUCCGGCACUGGCCUCGGUGUCCUUCUCACUGUCUGCAUUUGGGUUGCCUUCAUCAAUACGGAGACGGCCAGCGCCUUACCGGAUCUCGUCAUUACUCUCGCACCUGUCGGCGGCUUUCUCGUUGCCUUCUCCUUCGGCAUGCACGAAUUUGGCCGAGUCGCAGGCAUCGGAUUCCUGUCGAUCCUGGGAGGCUUUGCAUUUGGCGUGCGCAUAUGUCUCUUCCGUGACGGGUUGCUUGCACCCGAGCACUAUGCAGACUGGCUGAUCAUCACCGGAUUUGGCAUCAUUGGUCUCCUCAUUUUCGUUUGGAAACGGAGAGCAUCAGUUGCGCUAUCGUCCUCGUCCGUCGGCACAUUCCUGACGGCGCUGGGGAUUGACCUCGUCGUUGAGAAACAAUCCGGCAUGAGUUGGGGCUUGCGUUUCCUGUUCGAUCGCAACCAUGCUCAUUUCGAGUAUCUCACAUACGUGGGCUGGCGACCGACUACCGUUACUAUCAUCCUUCUCGCUGUAUCUCUCGGUCUUACGCCUGUUCUUGCGUUUGCACAACUGUGGAUCUUCCGACGUCGACCGGAACAUACGUCCAUCCCAACAGUGGAUAACCGAUUGUCGACAGAGUAUCACUCGGAAGAUAAGACUCUGGAGAUUCCGCGGGUCGCGAUACAGUACGCACCUUCACAGGAGCCUACCGAGCCGGCAUAG
This is a messenger RNA of Sparassis crispa, 1017 nucleotides long. RefSeq lists its product with no specific name. NCBI's taxonomy places the organism in Eukaryota, Fungi, Basidiomycota, Agaricomycetes, Polyporales, Sparassidaceae. The transcript has 5 exons. Bases 1 to 1017 code for a protein of 338 amino acids. The record is from RefSeq and is a predicted model, not a curated record.